Physcomitrium patens is the source of this 2473-nucleotide messenger RNA. The record is from RefSeq and is a predicted model, not a curated record. Lineage: Eukaryota; Viridiplantae; Streptophyta; Bryopsida; Funariales; Funariaceae.
UGCAACCUGUAUUUCACGCCUUCAAUGGUGGAAAUGUUGAAUCGGAAUUACGAGGGAGACGGCCCAUCGUAGGUUGUCCAACAACGGAGAAGGUGUGAAGAAAGUAUACGGUAGAACAGAGUCAUGACGAGUGCAUGUGGCCGUAGCACAGGAACAUUCAAACACUUGCGCAGUUGGCACGAAGAACGGGUUCAACGAGCGAUGGAGUGAAAGUCGUCGUUCUCAGCCGAAUGCAAAUUUCCAGGAGAGACCGCAGCAUCUAGCAGCGAUAAUUAAGAAACUCUCUCAAAUUGCCGGUUCAGAACGACGAUGGAACCUCCACCCUCCGAAACGGAACUAGUUGCAGUCGGGAGCCGAGUUUGGCGCAAGGCAUGGCCACGGGCAGACGACGACCAUGGUCGAAACUCUGAUUGCCUUGACCACACGGCUCUGCCCAUGGAGUGUGACGAAGAGUGAAAGAUUUACCAUGUCCCGACUAUUUAUGCUAAAUUUAGCGAAAGUAAAAAGAAACUACUAAACUGAUACUCACGCAGGAAGCUAAAGCCCCAAACCCGAAGAGAAAAAUCGUGUGCUGUUUGUUUGUGUGGGCGGGUGUAGCAUAAAGACUCUCUCUCUCGAGCGAGUUUGCUGUGUCUGCUGAAUGAAGAUCGUUGUUGUCGUAGGAGCGGAGUUGAGGGAAGAAGAAUAAAAGUUGGUGGAAGGGAUCUGUCCGUUGAUAAAAUUUUCGAGGGGAAUUUUGUUGCAGGUUAAGUUUGGUAGUUGAGUCGGCGGCCAGGAGUGUUCUAAUGGGGUCGAACCAUUGGCUGGAGGUCGAGUCCAUGGAGUCCAAUGGGAAGGCGCAAGAACGCAAGCAGCGUUGGAUUUUGGUGACGGGAGGCGCUGGCUACAUCGGUGCUCAUACUGUCUUGCAAUUGCUGGUAGAGGGAUACUCUGUGUUGAUUAUUGACAAUUUGGAUAACUCGUGUGAAGAGGCUGUGCAUCGUGUGCGCAAGCUAGCAGGCGAAUGUGGGGAGAAUUUGAAGUUCUUCGAGCCCCGCGGAGAGGACGUUCUUGUUGUUAUUUGCCCAAGUCUUUGUCUGGGGGACCUGUGCAAGGUGGACGACAUACAGAAGGUGUUCAAGCUUUACAGGUUUGAGGCUGUCAUUCACUUCGCGGGUCUGAAGGCUGUGGGAGAAAGUGUGUCUAAGCCUUUACGUUACUACAGCAACAAUUUAGUUAGCACCAUAAAUCUUAUGGAAGUUAUGUCUAAGAAUAACUGCAAAAACCUUGUAUUCUCAUCCUCAGCAACAGUGUACGGACAACCAGAGAGCGUGCCUUGCACAGAGGACUAUCCACUUCAUGUCACGAAUCCCUAUGGUCGCACUAAGCUUAUUAAUGAAGACAUUAUGCGUGAUGUUCAUCAUGCGGACCCAGAAUGGAAGAUUGUGCUGUUACGGUACUUCAAUCCUGUAGGAUCCCAUCCGAGUGGUGAAAUUGGUGAAGAUCCUAUGGAUUAUCCGAACAACUUAAUGCCUUUCGUACAGCAGGUCGCAGUGGGUCGUAAAGAAGUACUUACUGUGUUUGGCCAAGACUACCCAACCCGUGAUGGAACUGGGAUUCGAGAUUACAUUCAUGUCAUGGAUCUGGCUAGCGGCCAUACCAAGGCUUUGGACAAACUCUUUACCACUCCUGACAUAGGAUGUGCAGUUUACAAUUUGGGAACAGGGAAAGGCACUACUGUGCUUGAGAUGGUGGCAGCGUUUGUAAAAGCUUCUGGAAAGGAAAUUCCAUUGAAAUAUGCUGGUCGUCGUCCUGGUGAUUGUAGGGAGGUUUAUGCUGCCACCGAGAAAGCCGAAAAGGAGCUUGGUUGGAGAGCUAAGUUUGGCAUUGCGGAUAUGUGCCGUGAUCAAUGGAAUUGGGCAAAAAAGAAUCCGUAUGGAUACCGAGGCCAUCAAGAACUCGAGGUCCACGCACAGAAAUUUAUAAAGUCGGAACCCUUAAGUAAUCGACACUGGGCACUGUAACGAUGGCCACCUGUGUGCAAAGAGUCGCACGGUGACAUGAAGACACAUCUUUAAUGCAUAUAUUAAAAAGCUGCGAUUCAAUUAUUACAUCUUUUCAUUCUUUUCCAUUAAACACACAGAUGCCUUCGUUAUAGUUUGAUAGCCAAAGAAUACACAGGAUUCAUACCUAAGUUUGAGGGCAAAUUAUGAAUACAUUGAACCUUGGUUCUAUAGAACGAAGAUACCUAGUCUCAGAUUUCAUUGGUGUAGUAAUUGAACUUGUGAAUGCAUAUAAUUAUAUGCUUCAGAGGAGUUUUAGUCAGGGGUUUACCAUUCUACUCUAACUAGGAGAUACUGGUUAGGACGACACCUCAUAUGUUCAGCAUCAAGCAUUCCUUUCUUUGUACAUAAAAAGAUCAUCUGGAUCGGGAUGGCAGCUUUGUGGAUUCCAGUAUGAUCAUAAUAAUUCAUGUGCAACUCGAUACUCUUAC